Glycine soja is the source of this 578-nucleotide messenger RNA. Its product is annotated as factor of DNA methylation 4-like. The transcript is spliced from 2 exons. Lineage: Eukaryota; Viridiplantae; Streptophyta; Magnoliopsida; Fabales; Fabaceae. The record is from RefSeq and is a predicted model, not a curated record. Gene Ontology annotation, biological process: gene silencing by siRNA-directed DNA methylation. Bases 53 to 355 code for a protein of 100 amino acids.
UUCAAAUAAAAAAAUUUGGGAAGUGAGUGCUAGGUCAUUUAAAAAAGUGUGCAUGAAUAGGUAUAAAAAUAACAAAAAAGCAUCAUCGGAGUCUGUCAAACUGUGCGCAAAGUGGCAAAAAGAAAUUCUGGAUUCAACAUGGCACCCUUUUAAGAUUGUUGAAGUCGAAGGGAAGGAAAUACAGGAAGUAAUUGAUGAAAAUGAUCCUAAAUUAUUAUCUUUAAAGAAUGAUUUGGGAGAGGAGGCAUAUGUUGCUGUGGUGACAGCUCUAAAGCAAUCGCAUGAGUAUCAUAAUUCUGAUGAUGCUGAGAACACCCAUAAUUCAAGUGAGAAACAAGUGAUACCUGAGAUAUGAGACUCCCAAAAUGGACGUAGAGCCACCGUAACUGAAGCUUUGAAGUACAUAAGCAAUAGGGUUAUCAAGAUGCAGUGACGAUGAAUGGCAAUCCCAUAUUUAAUUUAUUCCCUUUAUGUAAGCCUACUUUUGGGACACAAUACUCAGCACUUGUAGUGCUAUAUAGUUUUAUAGGUGUUAUUAAUCUUGUGGUUAGAUUAUAUACUAUUUUUGCUAUGACAGG